UGCCCAGGGGGCGGGGGCUACGAGGAGGUUGUGGAGCAGGCGGAAGAGGCCUCUGAACCAGAGGCUUGGUCGCAGAACUUGGUCGGGAUCAGUGACUAUUAUCUGUUCUACAAGAUGAGUAACAGCCACCCUCUUCGCCCCUUUACUGCAGUGGGGGAAAUUGAUCAUGUGCACAUCUUGUCUGAACAUAUUGGUGCCUUGCUGAUUGGGGAAGAAUAUGGUGAUGUCACAUUUGUUGUGGAAAAGAAACGUUUUCCUGCCCACCGGGUCAUUUUAGCAGCGAGGUGCCAAUAUUUUCGAGCAUUACUCUAUGGUGGAAUGCGAGAAUCUCAGCCGGAAGCAGAAAUCCCUCUCCAAGACACCACCGCGGAAGCAUUCACAAUGCUACUCAAGUACAUCUACACCGGGCGGGCGACACUGACGGAUGAGAAGGAGGAGGUGCUGCUGGACUUUUUGAGCCUGGCCCAUAAAUAUGGAUUUCCAGAGCUGGAGGAUUCUACCUCUGAGUAUCUCUGCACCAUACUCAACAUUCAGAAUGUCUGUAUGACCUUCGAUGUUGCCAGUCUCUACUCACUCCCCAAAUUAACCUGCAUGUGCUGCAUGUUCAUGGACAGGAAUGCUCAGGAGGUACUCUCGAGCGAAGGCUUCCUCUCCCUUUCCAAGACAGCACUUUUAAACAUCGUAUUAAGAGAUUCAUUUGCAGCUCCUGAAAAAGAUAUUUUCCUAGCCUUGUUAAACUGGUGUAAGCACAAUUCAAAGGAGAAUCAUGCUGAAAUCAUGCAGGCUGUGCGUUUGCCUCUGAUGAGUCUCACUGAACUUCUCAAUGUUGUAAGGCCUUCAGGCCUGCUGUCUCCUGAUGCCAUUCUGGAUGCUAUUAAAGUUCGAUCAGAGAGCCGGGAUAUGGACCUCAAUUACAGAGGCAUGCUCAUACCAGAAGAAAACAUUGCAACUAUGAAGUAUGGAGCCCAGGUUGUAAAAGGGGAGUUGAAAUCUGCCUUACUAGAUGGUGAUACUCAAAAUUAUGAUUUGGACCAUGGAUUUUCCAGGCAUCCAAUUGAUGACGACUGCCGUUCUGGCAUUGAAAUUAAGCUAGGUCAGCCGUCCAUUAUCAAUCACAUACGGAUACUGCUGUGGGACCGAGAUAGCCGGUCUUAUUCAUACUUCAUUGAAGUGUCGAUGGAUGAACUUGAUUGGAUCAGAGUGAUUGAUCAUUCACAGUAUCUGUGUCGUUCUUGGCAAAAGUUAUAUUUUCCAGCCCGAGUCUGCAGAUAUAUUCGAAUAGUUGGGACUCACAACACAGUGAACAAGAUUUUUCACAUUGUGGCUUUUGAAUGUAUGUUUACAAACCAAACCUUCACUCUCGAGAAGGGUCUGAUAGUUCCCAUGGAGAAUGUUGCAACAAUUGCUGAUUGUGCCAGUGUGAUUGAAGGAGUCAGUCGGAGCCGAAAUGCCUUGCUGAAUGGGGACACCAAGAAUUAUGACUGGGAUUCUGGCUAUACGUGCCAUCAGCUAGGAAGCGGUGCGAUUGUGGUUCAGCUGGCACAGCCGUACAUGAUUGGGUCAAUACGGUUAUUGCUUUGGGACUGUGACGAUCGAAGCUACAGCUACUACAUUGAGGUUUCCACCAACCAGCAACAGUGGACCAUGGUGGCCGACAGAACUAAAGUCUCCUGCAAGUCCUGGCAAUCAGUAACUUUUGAGAGACAGCCUGCCUCCUUCAUCCGAAUCGUUGGAACACACAACACAGCAAAUGAGGUGUUCCACUGUGUCCACUUUGAGUGUCCGGAGCAGAGUGGCCAGAAGGAAGAGAACAGCGAGGAGUCGGGGACAGGAGACACCAGCCUGGCGGGUCAGCAGCUCGAGCCCCGUGCCCUGCAGGCCCCCGGCAGCUCCCUGCCCUCCAGCCCAGGCUCCAACCCUCGCUCGUCCAGCCGCCAGCACCAAUAAAGGCUCUGAAGCGCAGAGACUCGGUGGGCCCAGAUGGCGGCAGGAACGGCCUGGGUCUUUAUCUCCGCCCUCCCCCUGCAGACGGGAGCACACAGAACAGGUCCGCUCCCCAGGUCAGGAAGGGCCACUUUGUGCUCCUCGAAUCAGGCCGGUCUCCAGGGGGAGAACAUGAGUCUUCAGUCCUCAUCAGUCCACCAUUAACACCCUACCUCUCUAAUCUCCCGGGCAGGGAAGGGAAGGAAGUGGCCAGCCCACGCCUAGGAGUGGCCUGUGGGCCUGGAGCGAAGCCACACGUAGGCCCUUAGCACCUGGAGGCACCUUAGACAUGGGUUUCCAUAGCGUUUCCUUUUAUGGGACACCUCACCCUGGCAACUAAAUGACUUUUUAUUUCUUUUAGUUACUCUCCAUUUGCUGAAUCAUAGUGUUCUGGAUCUUUCUGAAAUGCUCAAACAGCAAACCGCUUGCUUUAACCCCUGUGACACUGUAAUUUUCUUUCCUUGGUUUUGAACGGUUAAGCGUGGGUGGAGAGAGAAGCCAGGUGCCCGUCUCCUGAACGUGGCACAGGCCACCAUCGACACCUCGGCUGACAAGAAACCUCUGGGAAGUUCAACGAAACACACAGGAGCAAACCAGCCUGUGGACGCUGGAGCAGCAGUCACCCGAGCUGCUGGGUCCUUAACCUGUCGGUCCUGAGAUGCAUCCCGCCUUCGGGAGGCUGACAAGGAAAUAGUUACUGAGCCACCUGCUGAUUUAAUGUGCAGAAGUCCUUGUGUGUAACCUGUACAGCUUCCCACUGGGCAGGCCUGUCUGCAGCCCUCCGGGUGUGUGAAUGCAAACCUGGCCCUUUGCACCCGCGUCCUCU
Molecule: messenger RNA, 2809 nt
Organism: Molossus molossus (Pallas's mastiff bat)
Lineage: Eukaryota; Metazoa; Chordata; Mammalia; Chiroptera; Molossidae
Gene: BTBD9
Product: BTB domain containing 9
Exons: 11
Coding region: 115-1947 (610 amino acids)
Biological process (GO): circadian behavior; modulation of chemical synaptic transmission; adult locomotory behavior
Molecular function (GO): protein binding
Source: RefSeq, a predicted model, not a curated record